Macrosiphum euphorbiae (potato aphid) is the source of this 222-nucleotide messenger RNA. Lineage: Eukaryota; Metazoa; Arthropoda; Insecta; Hemiptera; Aphididae. The record is from the annotation of a GenBank genome assembly.
AUGGUUCCAUGUCUUUACGCCGACGGUAUCAACGCCGACGGUAUCAACGCCGACGGUAUCAACGCCGACGGUAUCAACGCCGACGGUAUCAACGCCGACGGUAUCAACGCCGACGGUAUCAACGCCGACGGUAUCAACGCCGACGGUAUCAACGCCGACGGUAUCAACGCCGACGGUAUCUACGCCGAUAGCAUCGACGCCGACGGUAUCUACGCCGACUAG